GUAUCUACGGAGUAUAAACAAUUGACUCACCAAUUGACUCAUCAAUCAAUAGAUUUGAAGUGAGAUCCGUAGGUGAACUUAUUAUAAAUUAUCUCUGGAUUCUAACAAAAUUCAUCCAUCUAUAUUUCUACUCAUCCUUCCUAUUCAAUGAGCUCUGACUGAUCUCUCAACAAUUUCUACUCAAUUGACCUUUCUCUUUACUCACCAGCAGAAUGACUCUCAAUUCAUUGCGUCCUGGAUCUCGAGCUCUGCAAAACUUCAGCAGAGCUCAAUUGCGUUCAUACAGCCAUGGCUCAACACCUCUCACCUCACCUUUCGCGCCCCGUCAUCUUCUCUCUAUCGCAGAUCUCACUCCGUCCGAACUUACUACCCUCGUUCGCUCCGCACACUCGCACAAAGUCGCACUCAAAUCUGGCGCCGUUCCUACGUCCCUUCUCAAUUCAUUGACUGGUAAAGUAAUUGCCAUGCCAUUCUCCAAACGCAGUACUCGUACGCGUGUCUCUACCGAAUCGGCAGUUACCACCAUGGGCGGACAUCCUAUGUUUCUUGGUUCCGGUGACAUCCAAUUGGGUGUUAAUGAAUCAUUAUACGAUACUUCAGUUGUCAUUUCAAGCAUGACUGCAGGUAUCGUAGCUAGAGUGGGGCCUCAUUCGGAUGUUGCAGGUUUGGCAAAGUGGUCGAGUGUACCGGUCAUUAAUGCUUUAUCCGACGAAUACCACCCCUUACAAACUAUUGCCGAUUACCUCACGAUCCACGAAGCAUUCCCGUCGCAACCUUCCAGAAGCUCAUCACAUAUUACGCCAAGCUUGGGUCUGGAGGGCAUGAAGAUCGCUUGGAUUGGAGACUCAAAUAAUGUUCUCUUCGACCUUGCAAUUGGAGCUAUGAAAUUAGGUAUCAAUAUUUCAGUUUCUUCACCGGAGGGUUACAAGAUUCCAGAAUAUAUGCGUAAGAUCAUACAAUCUGCUGCAACCACAACAGAUACACCAGGAACACUUACAGAGGUUUCUGUGCCUGAAGAGGCCGUAAAGGGUGCGGAUGUAUUAGUGACUGAUACAUGGAUAUCUAUGGGCCAAGAAGAAGAGUCAGCUAAGAGGCUUAAGGCAUUUGCUGGAUACCAAAUUACGGAAGAGAUGGCAAAGAGAGGUGGUGCUAAAGACGGAUGGAAAUUUAUGCAUUGUCUACCUAGACAUCAAGAUGAAGUCAACGACGCAGUAUUCUACGGCCCUAGGAGCUUGGUCUUCCCAGAGGCCGAGAACAGAUUAUAUUCUGCUAUUAGUAAGUUUCCAAAUCACCUACAGGUUGGACUUGACAUACUAACUAAACAUAGCUGCUUUGGAAGCAUUCGUAGUCAACAAGGGCAAGAUUGUGUGAAGGCAUUUGAGUUCGCAUAUAUACCAAGGGCGCUAUCCGGAGUACAAAAGGAAGGGUAAUUGUAACAAUCAUGAAUUCACAUUUAUGCACAAUGGUUUAU
Molecule: messenger RNA, 1471 nt
Organism: Sclerotinia trifoliorum
Lineage: Eukaryota; Fungi; Ascomycota; Leotiomycetes; Helotiales; Sclerotiniaceae
Source: the annotation of a GenBank genome assembly